GUGUGUUGUCGCUCGUGGUCGAGAUGCCUCCGCCGCCGCCCGGGCCGCCGCCGCCGCCGGGUCCGCCGCCGCCGCCGGGCCCGCCGCCCAUGUUCGGAGGAAGCUCCAAGAGCAACUCCGGUCCAGACAACCGCGGUGCCUUACUUAGUUCAAUACGACAAGGUGCCAAGUUGAAAAAGACAGUGACAGUGGACAAAAGUGGACCAUACAUACCCGGUAAAGUUGCGAACGCUCCAAGUAAUGUGUCUCCAGUUGGUAAUGGAGUGCGGAGUGGUGGUGGGCUGCAGAAUGGAAGUCCGGCGGGUCCGCCCGGCCUGGGGGGACUGUUCGCUGGAGGAAUGCCAAAGUUAAGGCCCACUGGAAAGUUUGCAGGUGCAUCAAAUGGUCCCAGUAAAAGUGAUGCUCCGCGGUAUCCACCGCCCCCCAGUCACACGCAGCCUGUACAAAGAUCCUCCCCAGAGAAAGUGAAACAGUCAUUACCACCAGCACCCUCCAUUCCUUCAGGCAACAACGUGAGCGCGCUAUCAGCGGCUCUGUCCUCGGCGCUGGCGUCGCGGGAGCCCCCUCGGGAGGCGCCGGCGCGGCCCGCGGUGAAGCGCCAGCCCAGCGCCAGCGAGCGCCGCGGCCCGCCGCCGCAGCCGCCCGUGCAGAAACCCAUGUCGCUGAGUUCGUCGGACUCGGUGCUGACGCUGGCUCCGGACGGGGACGCGCCCGCGCCGCCCGCCGCGCUGCGCAACAAGAGCGCGCUGCACGGCGGCAGCCACAGCACCAUCGGAGGCAGCAUGUCAUCGCUAUCCUCAGCGCCCACCACACCAUCCACCGCAUCUUCUCUCUCCACGUCCGACUUAUCCGACAAACCUCUGGCCCACCGGCCGAGCCACGGCAAGCCGAACCUAGCGCCCAAACCGCCGACCAUCGCGCCCGCAGUGGACACACGGCCCUCGCCGCCGCCGAAGAAGCUUAUUGUUAAUGGGAAGAUGGCGGCCAGGGCACAGAGCAUGAGGAUGCCUAGAUCGCCGCCCGUGUCGCCGUCGUCGCCGCAGCCGCACGGGCGCCCGGCGCACCUGCCGCCCGCGCCCGCCGCGCCGCUCGUGCAGUCCAAGCACCCCGCCUCGCACUUCGGUACGCUACGCCCCUCCCGCGGGCUGCGCGCCCCGGGCGUGUCCCCGCCCCCACCGCCCGGCGCACCGCCGCCCCCGCCCGCGCGGCACACGUCGUUAGCGCCCCCGCCACCGCCGCCCCCGCACCACCGGCUCAAUAGUACAAACGGGCACGCGGACGACACCCCCGCGCCGCUACCCCCCGUGCGGGGCUCCUCUAUCAGACCCCUAGACCUGGAGGCACGCUUCGCGGAGCUAUUCCACGCGCCGGCGCGCUUCCCGCCGCCGGACCCCUUCCUAAGGAUCACCAAGGGGUACAGCAGCGCGACGGUUGCCGUGAGUAAAGCGCAAGCGCCGAAGCCGCCGCUGUCGGUGCCGCUGGAGGGGUGGGCGGGCACGUCCAGCGCGUGCUAGCGGCGGGGCAGCGGGGCGCCGGCCCCGCGCGCCCCCGCCCCGCCCCCCGCGCACCCCGCCCCGCUGCCCUCCACGGCGCUGGUGCCGCCGGACUCGCACCCCGCGCACGCCUUGCUGGCCGUGGCGCACGCGCUGCUCGGCCCCGCCGCCGCCAUCGCCUCCCCGCGCGCCGCGCCGCCCCUCCCCGUCCUGCCCAUCGAUGAACUACAGAUGCC
This is a messenger RNA of Plutella xylostella (diamondback moth), 1729 nucleotides long. RefSeq lists its product as uncharacterized. Gene Ontology annotation, molecular function: actin binding. Lineage: Eukaryota; Metazoa; Arthropoda; Insecta; Lepidoptera; Plutellidae. The record is from RefSeq and is a predicted model, not a curated record.